This is a messenger RNA of Psilocybe cubensis, 1338 nucleotides long. RefSeq lists its product as uncharacterized. Bases 1 to 1338 code for a protein of 445 amino acids. Gene Ontology annotation, biological process: regulation of alternative mRNA splicing, via spliceosome. Gene Ontology annotation, cellular component: nucleus. NCBI's taxonomy places the organism in Eukaryota, Fungi, Basidiomycota, Agaricomycetes, Agaricales, Agrocybaceae. The transcript is spliced from 4 exons. The record is from RefSeq and is a predicted model, not a curated record.
AUGGACUUUCCAACGACCCGCGAGCUCGAGCUCGAGGUCCUCCUCCGCGAGAAAGAUGCCCAGCUAGCAGAAGUCACAGACGACAACCGCGCCCUACGCCAGUACCUCGCGAAGCAGCCGGGUCCAUCGACCAGCGACCCCGUCACCAUACCACCAGCUCUUUUUUCUGUUCUUCUGCCUCGCAUCAACAGUGCCGCCAACGCUGCUGGCAACGAGCACACGGGCGCGGGAUCCAGCACCGUCACUGCCGCGCUUACCCAGCGCGUGCGUCUUCUCCAGGAGGAGAACGAGGAACUGUACAACCUCCUCAAGCAGUCGACGACGGGCAAGCUCCAGGACGAAGUGCGUGGUCUCCGCCGGGUUGUCGCGCGCCUCCAGGCAGCACUUAAAGGCUCGCACGACACGAUCGCAUCAUUAUCAACCGAGCUGGAUAAAGCCUAUGAAGCAUUCCACUCCUCAUCACCGCAGCGGGCAAGUGGCACGAAGAAGGCACGGCCCAAAUCCAACUCGCCCUCGCGAUCACCACAACCGGUAUCGCAUCCCGAGCAUGAUGUAGGCAAUACGGCGCCGAAUCACAAUCACAAUCACACUAGCCGCAACAGCAACAGCAACGCGCACAGCAACUCGCGCCCUCCUCCAACAGAACCCAGGGCGCACAAGCGGCCUCGACUCUCUGAGCCGCAAUCCCAACCACAAUCGCAGGCGCAACCCUCGCGCUCGCCUCGUACCACACCGGUCCCGCGCCCCGCACCGCCCUCGCUGCCCCAGAAACCACAGACGCACCACCAUCAUAGCCAUAACAGCGGCAGCCAGCACAGUCGCAGCCAUACGCAGAGCCAUACCCGCGAGCGCGAGGGUGGGCAGCAUCACCACCACCAUCCCCUGCCGUCGCGCGGGGAGAAUGGGCGGUAUUCUGCGGGCAAUAACAGCCAUAGCAAUAGCAACAAUAAGAUGGACGUGGAUGAGGAUUCGGCGUCUGGAAAGGGCACUGUGCAAAAUAGCCGCGAUCGGAACCGUGGGGAGAGGAGUAAUAGGGAUAGAGAGCGUGAUAGGGAAAGAGAGUCGGGCAGCGGUGGUAAGGAUCGAGAACGCGAACGGAGGGACGGGAAAGAUACCAGCUCGAACGCCAACAACUUUGCGUCCAAUUCCAACUCGAGUUCGCGGCGGAACGGGCACACGUCGUCGUCUGUGGGCUUGUCUGUGCGCGGUGCAGCUGCCGCGGCUGCGGCACAGAACGUCGGUGGUGGGCGCAAGGUCAGCGACAGGAAUGCGACCUCGAAUGCGUACUUGAAUUCGGCAGACCGAGAGCGGACGUUACAGGAGAGACUGGGUCUUUGA